This is a messenger RNA of Penicillium digitatum Pd1, 210 nucleotides long. RefSeq lists its product as uncharacterized. NCBI's taxonomy places the organism in Eukaryota, Fungi, Ascomycota, Eurotiomycetes, Eurotiales, Aspergillaceae. The record is from RefSeq and is a predicted model, not a curated record.
AUGCCGGUCAUCCCCGAGUCGUCGGACUUCCCAUCUGCACCCCACAAGGAAGGCAAUGAGGCCGAAAAGAAACCAGGGCAACAACUCCCAAAAGCGACUGCAACGGACUUCUUGUCAAAGGGACCUCAGAUUCCAGACAAUAUGCCCCCCAAGGCGUCGAAAGAGGAGCUUGAGGCACGCGCGAAGGAACUGAACAAAUCGGCCAACUGA